AUGUGAUAACUUAAAAUGGAUUAAUGUAAUUUGUUGUCCAUACCAACUAAUAAAAGUUAAAAAAUAAUCUUAACGAAAUUUAAAAAACAUUAUAUAUCAUGGAUAGAACAACGGUCUUAGAAGAUAAGAUUUUCUAAGACCGUGGAUAGAACCAUAGAUAUUUGCGUUUCCAGAAAUUCAAAAUAAAUUAUUUUUGUGUUUCAAAAUAAAGAACAAAAUAUUUAUUUGUCUAUCACUUAGUUCUUAUCGUAAGACCUGUUGAAAAUACACCAAUAGUAAUUUAUAUUUGCUCAAGUCACAAUUUGUAAUUUAACACUAAACGUUUUCAAGUCACAUUUGGACCAUACGGCAGAUAUUCAGGCCGUGCCUAAGGGGGUGCGAGAGGUGAUGUGCACCGGGCGCCAUUUACCAACGGGGUGCCAAACGAAUUUAAGUAAUAUUAAUGUAAAAUUCAACAUAUUAAUUAUGUUAAAGGUUCUCUCCAUGUUUACAUAUUAUCAUCUUUAGAAGUGUUUGUACGUUGUACAUGUUGACAAAAAUGUUUAAUGUGAAAAAUAAAGUAAAUCUGAUGAAUCUGUCUCCGGCUCUCCAAUAAUGUUAUGUAGACUUUUUAUAAGUAUACAAAUAUUUGGUAGAGAGGUGAGGGUGCUAGAAAUGAUUCUUGACACUGGGCGCUGAUUAUGCUAGGCAUGGCACUGAUUAUAAUACAUGCAUGGGGAGAUACUUUGACUGAAGCAUUCGAACAAUGUGCCAAUGCCAUGUUUCAUUAUAUGACAGAGGUUGAUUAUAUAGAGAUGAGAGAAUCUUAUGAUAUAGAAGUCGAAGGUCAUGAUAUGGUAACACUUUUAUACAAUUUUCUUGAUGAAUUAUUAUUCAUAUUUAGUGCUGAACCUAAUUAUAUUGCAAGAAAAGUAAAAAUAGAAGAAUUUGAUACCACAGCUUUCAAAAUUAAAGCAAAGGGGUUUGGCGAAGAGUUUCAACUUGGAAAACAUCCUCAAGGGACAGAAGUAAAAGCUAUAACAUUUGCAAAUAUGCAAAUACACGAAAAUGAAGGAAAAUGUGAAGUAUUUGUUAUUUUAGAUAUUUAAUAAAUAAUUUGUUUAUCAUUUAUAAUUGUUAUUGAAAACAAGUUGUAAAUUAAAUAAUUAAAUUGUAAUACUUAAAAUUUAAUUGAAUGCAUUUAAAUUGAUUACAUAACAAUAGUUAUGAAUAGAGCACGGAUUUAUAUGCAUUAAAAACCAACAAAAUAUUCGUUAAAAAACCCUAAAUAUGCAUAAAAAUAUACACUAAAAUGUUAACAAAUUUUAAAUUGUUAUAAUAUGAAACAAAUUUUGUGCUCACUUAGCAUGUCAUAUGAUCAACCAGAAUAAAUAUUUAAAUGCAUACAAAUCCGCGCUCUAGUUAUGAAUGAAUAAUUUUCUAACAUGAAAAAUAAAUAA
Molecule: messenger RNA, 1439 nt
Organism: Sipha flava (yellow sugarcane aphid)
Lineage: Eukaryota; Metazoa; Arthropoda; Insecta; Hemiptera; Aphididae
Gene: Archease
Product: protein archease-like
Exons: 5
Coding region: 681-1088 (135 amino acids)
Biological process (GO): tRNA splicing, via endonucleolytic cleavage and ligation
Cellular component (GO): tRNA-splicing ligase complex
Source: RefSeq, a predicted model, not a curated record